Amorphotheca resinae ATCC 22711 is the source of this 2976-nucleotide messenger RNA. RefSeq lists its product as hypothetical. Gene Ontology annotation, biological process: protein folding in endoplasmic reticulum. The coding region runs from base 1 to 2976 and encodes 991 amino acids. Gene Ontology annotation, cellular component: membrane; cytoplasm. NCBI's taxonomy places the organism in Eukaryota, Fungi, Ascomycota, Leotiomycetes, Helotiales, Amorphothecaceae. The transcript has 2 exons. The record is from RefSeq and is a predicted model, not a curated record.
AUGGUAUUUGCCUGCCAUCGCCAUACCGUGGCAGCAGCAGUCCUGUUGCUGUUCUGCAGCGCCCCCAACAGAAUAAAUGCAAAUACGAUAACCACCGCUCCAAAGCCUAUACCUACUGUAAACGCUCCAGCGACUUGCGAAUUUAGAACUAUCAACUACAUUACCGAUUCCCUCCCCCAGCAGUGCUUACGGUCUGCAUGGAGUAAUGCAAAUGCCACAUCUACAAGAUUUGAGGGGUCGGAGGAUGCAACCCUGGCUAGCCCACCAGUCGAGGGCACGAUAACCUCAAGCUCUAGUGUAUCCAGCCACGAUACCGCGCAGAGUGCUGAGGGAGUCGAGACAUUGCAACAGGAAAGUCCCUUACCGGGCGGAGCUGCAUCGAGCACUUCGAACCCCAUUCCCUCUGCGACAGAGACAAGUGAGCUUCCAUCAGCAGAUAUCUAUGGCGGUGAGCUGAACGAAGCUUCCUUCUUAUCCUUCGAAGAUUGGAAGAAGCAAACAUUGGAGAAGGCAGGUCAGCAGAAUGCAAAUAUAGGGAACAAAAGGUCAUCCGGAGCUGGUGAGAAGAAGAGGGAUUCGGACAGCUUUCAGAAUAACUUGGAUUCCCUAGGGGAUGAAGGGGAAAUAGACCUCGAUUUUGGACCCUUCAGAAGUGGAGGCAAGGGAGAAGAGUUUGCACAGAAGUCAGAGACCGAUGAAUCAGGUAUUCAGCCAGACUCUCAGGGCCAAGAUGGGGCGACGAAACGAAAGGACAUAUACCGGAGCAAAGAUGCUGGGAAAACCUGCAAGGAACGCUUCUCUUAUGCUUCGUUUGAUGCGGGAGCAACUGUCUUGAAAACACACCCCGGGGCCAAGAACCCCAAGGCUGUGCUUAUAGAAAACAAGGAUUCGUACAUGCUUUCAGAGUGUGCAACUGACAACAAAUUCAUUAUUAUUGAGCUCUCGGAAGAUAUAUGGAUCGAUACCCUGGUACUCGCCAACUAUGAAUUCUUUUCCAGUAUGAUUCGGACUUUCCGCGUCAGCGUCAGCGACCGUUACCCCGUUAAAAUGGAGAAGUGGAAGGAUCUUGGAACAUAUGAAGCUCGUAAUUCAAGGGAGAUCCAGGCCUUCCUCAUAGAAAAUCCGCAAAUCUGGGCACGUUAUCUGAGAAUAGAAUUCCUGAGCCAUUAUGGGAAUGAGUACUAUUGCCCGUUGUCCCUAGUCAGAGUCCAUGGAACUCGAAUGCUUGAGAGCUGGAAGGAGACUGAGGCUAAUGGUGAUGAAGAUGACAAUGAUGAGCAUGGGACUGAAGAGCAUUUCGUUCUUGAUGCCGUCGCAGAUGUCGUUCAAGAGGAAGAGAAACUUAAUGCGGAGCGGAAAGAAGCACAGGAGGCAAUUCAUGAACAAGCUUCCGAGACUCUCGUGUCCAGCCAGAUUGUGGACACCAGUUCUUCUGAGAAUGCGUCUUCCCAGUGGAUGACCACCUCUUGGGUCAAGCCUGACCUCGUCGAGAUGUUCAAUCAGCUCAAUUCAAGUGCAGCUGAGAUUUGUCAGAUCGCAGAUGCCCCGAUUAGCCCACCAGUUGUUCCUGUCGCAGGUGCUCCAGAGACAAUGGGCAACUCGACUAUAGAUCCUGAAGGUUCUGCAACCACCAUUCCCGUUGCAACUGCAGCAAGUCCUCCUAACCCGCCCCCAGCACCUGAAACUCCGCAGAGUCCCAAUUCUCCUGUGGCAGAGAAUCCUACUCAUUCAGAAACUCCCUCGCCCACUAUCGAAACCCCAAUCGUCACCAAGGCGACAUCGGGCAGCCAAGAACCUAUUUCAUUGUCUGCAGCAGCUUCGGCGACCAAGUCACAGAACAUUACAUCGUCGCAGAAGAACAGAACCAGCAGCACCUCGUCUGCAGCCUCAUCCCUGCCUACCAUUCAAGAAAGCUUCUUUAAGGCCGUCUCGAGGAGACUACAAUUGUUGGAAACCAAUUCAACACUGUCAUUAAAGUAUAUCGAAGAGCAAUCAAAGAUUCUGAGGGAGGCUUUCACAAAGGUGGAAAAGAAACAACUACAGAGGACUAAUACUUUCUUGGAUACACUGAACAGCACUGUCCUCGCAGAAUUACGUGGCUUCCGACAGCAGUAUGAUGAGAUCUGGCAGUCCACGGUGAUCUCCCUCGAGAGUCAGAGGGAUGAAUCAAGGCGAGAAAUACUAGCCAUCACUGCGCGGCUUAACAUCCUGGCAGACGAGGUCGUUUUCCAGAAACGCAUGUCGAUCGUCCAAUCCGUCCUGCUCUUACUUUGUCUUGGACUUGUUAUAUUCUCGCGCGUCUCGGCGACGGGAGCUCUGGAUUUCCAAAGCAUGCAGAUGAGGGCGAGAAAUCUGGGGUUCCCCAUCAGUCCUAUCGAGAGCCCUCUCGAAAGCCCUUCGGUCCGCCGCUCGGGAUCUAUGAGAGACCGUGGGCAGUGGCUUGAUUCGGAUGACAGAAGACGGCGAUCUGCCGAAUCCCCCAUCUCGAGGCCCGGGAGUAGAGAGCGUUCGCCGCCGACUCCUGUUUCCCCUUACUCAACAUCAGACAAUGCUUUGACUCCCCCAUCUGGCGCGGAUGACAACCUGGUGGGUUCUACAGGCAGCCUCCCGGCUACAAGCCCUAAACACCUGGGACUUCCAGGCCAAUCUCAUAAUCCAAAGCCAAGUUCUAUGCCUUGGCAUGAGCGCAGCGAUGGCGCCGAACUUACGUUCCUGUCCUCUUCAUCUGUCGAAACCCCAAGCAAGAGAAAGGGGUACAUAAAACAGCAGGACAGCCCUCUAGCAAGUGGUCUAGAUAGUGACUUGGUUGAUGAUCCUCAAUCUCGUCUGGAGCAUCCAGUCUUCAUACAGCAAGAGCAGAACAAGUCCGCAGAAGGUUCGCCACGUCUACCCUCUCCACCGCCGGAGAGAGAAAAGGGGAAUAUUGAAUUUAGCAUUGCGCGCAAGCCGCUUCCAGCUUUACCGCAUGGCAGCUAA